This is a messenger RNA of Ogataea polymorpha, 1333 nucleotides long. RefSeq lists its product as uncharacterized. The transcript has a single exon. Gene Ontology annotation, cellular component: phagophore assembly site; phosphatidylinositol 3-kinase complex, class III, type II; phosphatidylinositol 3-kinase complex, class III, type I. Gene Ontology annotation, biological process: autophagosome assembly; late endosome to vacuole transport; cellular response to nitrogen starvation. The record is from RefSeq and is a predicted model, not a curated record. The coding region runs from base 1 to 1332 and encodes 443 amino acids. NCBI's taxonomy places the organism in Eukaryota, Fungi, Ascomycota, Pichiomycetes, Pichiales, Pichiaceae.
AUGGCUCAGUAUACAUGUCAACGGUGCAAGCUCCCGUUGGUCAUUGACGACUCUUUGCAAGGUCUGAGCAAUGCACAAAAGCACUUGCUUACACUGAGCUAUGGCCAACGGCCGAAUGAAGACCAUCCGAAGGAUUUAAAUGAGUAUCCUAUUCUUCCUGCAGAACGGGUCGCAUUGUUUGAAGAGGCCUCAAAAACCAGUGGAAGUAAGCCACUCGUUUCCAGCAAGGGAUCUGAAGCGUUGCACAUUGACGAUGGGUCGUUUGUGAUUUUGGAAGAUAAAGACCAGCCCUCAAUGGAUAAAGUGUCGGUCAGCGAGCGAGUGGCGUCCUUGGACAACAUCUUCAACAUUCUCUCAUCCAAGUACGAGAUUGACUAUCCGGUCUGUACAGACUGUGCAUCUACGUUGAUAGAAGAGCUUAAGCAGCAAUUUGAGCAGAUGACAAAGGAAAAAGACACGUACGUGCAAUUUCUCAAGAAACUCACAGCACAGAGCGGCCCAAAUAGAAAGAAGGCCCAAGACUCGUUGAGCGAACUGGCACUCCUAAAGGAAGAGGAGACUAAACUUCUUGAAGAGCUGGAAAAGGCAGAGAGGGAACAGGAAGAAUUAACACAGCAAUUAGUAGAAGUUGAACAGGAACUGGAGGAUCUAGAGAACCAGGAAAAGGAAUUCUGUCUACAAAAGAACGCAUACGAUCUCGAACUGAUAGAAUUUGUGAACGAGCGAGAGCGAAUCAAAGCUUCAUACGAGUAUAAUCUCAACCGAUUAGACUCCUUGCGGAAAACCAACGUGUUCAACGACGUUUUCAUGAUUUCGCAUGACGAUCAGUUUGGCACCAUAAACGGCCUGCGACUUGGAAACCUCGAUAACGUCAAGGUAUCCUGGCACGAGAUCAACGCGGCUUUGGGCCAGCUUGCGCUUUUGUUGGCCACGGUAGUGCGCAUAUUGGAUUUCCAGUUGGACGGAUACCGUAUUAUUCCAAUGGGAUCCACGUCGCGGAUUGAAAAAUACAGGAAAGACCGAAACGGAUCAAUAUCUAAGCAAACACUGGACUUGUUUAGCAGCGGAGAGUUUUCCAUUGGGAAGAUUUUCACCCAUAACCAGCUGGAUGCAGGAAUGGUUGCCCUGGUAGACAUAGUCUCACAAAUUGGGCGCAAGCUUAAACAGCUAGACGAGUCAAAUGACCUGCCCUACAAAAUGACGGAAGACAAAGUUGCCGGGUAUCCCAUCAAGCCAUCUGCGCGCAGUUCCAAUGAGGAGUGGACCUCUGCAUGUCGCUAUCUUCUCACCAACGCCAAGUGGAUACUGACAUAUUGUAUAGCUCGUACCUAAU